AUGCCUGAAGCGGUACAGAGAUUACUUCGCACUCAUCAACAAAACUUGGUAUCUGGAGGCAUGGAGUCCGACGAGCCAGAACCAAUGCAGGAUCCAUUGGAACAUCAACCGACAUUUUCAUUCGAGCCGCCCGGAAGCAUUCGGGCCAAUCAACCUGGUCGAAAUGAUUCCAUGGCUUCAGUCGCUUCGCUUGAAAUCAAGUCAGAACUCGAAUCGGAACAUGUCAUGCCAUCACAACCACUGAGUGUACCACGAGUAAGAAGAAGUCCCCGGACCGAGUACAAUGAUACGACCAUGAAAGACUUUCGACAGCAUCUGGGGGUCAUCGACCUUCGCAAUGAACUGGUGGGUUGGCCAUACCAGAACGAAAGUACGCCAGGGAAGACCAUGACUUUCAAAGGGGACGGUGCCGAGGAGAAAUCUCUUUCGACUUCGAGUUCAGACAAGAAGGAGCAUGUGACCGACACCAGCCCGAACCCGGAUGAAGAAGAUGGAGAAAUCAGCGAUCAUCAAGAACAAGAACGACCGGGAUCCUCUCGUAGUCCUGCAACACUAGAGCAGCCAGAUCAAUCUAAUCAACCAAAUGCCCCACCGUUGCCAAAAGAGGCGCCGCCUGGGCAAGCACAACAAGAUGAUGGUUGGGAUGCACUUUGGGAUGAGCAAGCUCAGGCAUUCUACUUCUUUAAUCGAUUCACCAAUACUUCCCAAUGGGACAACCCCCGGAUACCAGAAGCAGCCACGCAGCAGCCACCUCCCCCCGGCGCUGACAACUGGACCUCAGCCAGACCAGACCCUGCUCCGACAAAGCGUGUGGGUGGCUAUGAUCCUUCCAUACACGGCGACUAUGACCCCAACGCCGAUUAUGCAAAGGUAUAUGAGACAGGGUCAUCAACCGACACAACAGGCGCAGGAUUGCCCGGCAGCUCAAGUGUGGCAGAUUCAUAUGCCGCGACGGGCAGCUUCAAUCGAUUCACAGGGAAGUGGCAGCGAGGAGAUCUCAAUCCUGACAAUUUUAGUGAUGAACAGAAAAGCCGGCGGCAAAUGAAUGCCUUCUUUGAUGUGGAUGCUGCUGCCAACAGCCAUGAUGGCAAGAGUCUUCGAGCAGAACGGGCGAACAAGAAGUUGAGCAAGGCCGAGUUGAAGGCAUUCAAGGAGAAGCGAAGGGAGAAGAAGGAAGAGAAACGGAGAGCGUGGCUCAGGGAUUGA
Exophiala bonariae is the source of this 1206-nucleotide messenger RNA. RefSeq lists its product as uncharacterized. The record is from RefSeq and is a predicted model, not a curated record. The transcript is spliced from 3 exons. NCBI's taxonomy places the organism in Eukaryota, Fungi, Ascomycota, Eurotiomycetes, Chaetothyriales, Herpotrichiellaceae. Gene Ontology annotation, molecular function: protein binding. Bases 1 to 1206 code for a protein of 401 amino acids.